Messenger RNA from Engraulis encrasicolus (European anchovy), 5133 nucleotides. It is a transcript of the gene usp53b, whose product is annotated as ubiquitin specific peptidase 53b. The record is from RefSeq and is a predicted model, not a curated record. Gene Ontology annotation, molecular function: cysteine-type deubiquitinase activity. The coding region runs from base 1362 to 4574 and encodes 1070 amino acids. Gene Ontology annotation, cellular component: cell-cell junction. Gene Ontology annotation, biological process: response to auditory stimulus; sensory perception of sound; protein deubiquitination. The transcript is spliced from 19 exons. Lineage: Eukaryota; Metazoa; Chordata; Actinopteri; Clupeiformes; Engraulidae.
CAUGCGAUGACAUCAGUGCAGAUGAAAACGAGGUUGUUGAUCUCAAUUUAAACAUCCAAGUAGCGCUGGUCAUGGGCUCCUUCUGCGCAAUAGCCAAUGCGUUGGAUUUGUCACCCAUCCCGACAGGGCUUUUGCAUUCCCCUUUCACAAUAGAUGACAAUGCUGUUGUUUGCUAAAUUCCCUACAAGCAUACCGUGGGAUGACUUUGUUCCAAUGUGUGGAUCAUAAGAGACAAAAUAGGCUACCGCGCGCUCUGCAACAGCAGUUUUGGAGUGCAUCAAAUCAAACGCACGUGCUCAGUUUUAUUAUGGCGCAUGAUUAUGAAACACCAAAGCAGUGCGCUCGUGUGGUCCACAUCAGUGUCGUUCGGCUAGGAUUCAAUUUAAACGGCUAGCUAAUGUUUCUGCUCUCGACAUCCCACGGUGGUUCACACGAUCGCUAUUAAGCUAUGAAGUAAAUAACCGACACGCAUGACAUCGCGGUACCAAGACGUUUUAACAGCCUGUACACUGGGGGCGGAGUUUGACCCCUAAACUCUCAAACCAUCACUAAUCCCCAGCCGACUCGCGACCAGCGCAAAUCAUUCAUUGGUAUUGCUUCCCAGAGGAAAUGCCUACGACUGCACUGGCGAGACUACGGCUAGCUCUGUGUCAAUAAUAACCAUUAAGUGGGGCUGUGUAUUUGCUGAAGAACCACAUGGUAUCCAGAUGGAGGUCUCGCAGUUUCACUUGUCACAUUUUCAAGGCGUCAGAAGUUAAGAUUCGUCUUGGAUAGCCUGCUGGUGACAGCUGGAGAACUAUCGGAUAUAACAACAUAUCUUCCCACGAGAAGGCCUGCAUUCUUUGUUAUCAGAUGGUGAAGCGCCCCACUCUCAAGCUCCCUUAUGGGUGAUCCAGGGAAGGACCUCAAUUGAUCUCCUGGACUGGCUCAGGAAUUGAAAUGGAUCCCUCUUGCGGCCACCUGGCAGUGGUGAGGGGGAACGGUGAUCAAAAUGGAAGCCUCUGGAAUGAUCGCACAAAGCCAUUCAGUCAGGGGUGGGACGGCACUUAUGUUGUAGGACUCACAUGUGGACCCCCACCUGCCCACCCUGGUGCUUGUUGCUCUUUGCUGUCCUCUUUUCUCCCCUUGCCUCUGUAAGAUUUCAUGUAACACAUAUGCACACUGACAUAUGCAUGCACAUGUAACACACAUAUGCACGUCUAAAGACUUUUAUUCUGGAGCUUUCUGGUCCUCCCUCGCUUGCAUCCACUGAGCCCUGGCGUGCGGACAUGCUGCCCAUGGACCGGGUACAGGCCACUCAGUACACUUUACUGUAACUGUUGCUGUGACCCAUUCCUCGAGGGGCGCGGGGCACAAACCCAAUGGCAUGGGUGAAACUGUUCAAGAAGCAGGGUGGCAGUCUUGGAAAGACCUACCAGGCUGGCAGCAUGCUCUCUCUCGCCCUCACCAAAGGCCUGCUAAACGAACCCGGCCAGAACAGCUGCUUCCUCAACAGUGCUGUACAGGUGCUAUGGCAGCUGGAUAUCUUCAGGCGAAGUCUGAGGCAGCUAUCAGGGCAUUUCUGUCUGGGUGAUGCCUGCAUCUUCUGUGCUCUUAAGAGUAUUUUCAGUCAGUUCCAGCAGAGUCGUGAGCGGGCCUUGCCGUCAGACACGCUGCGCCACGCCCUGGCUGAGACGUUUAAGGACGAGCAGCGCUUUCAGCUGGGCCUGAUGGACGAUGCCGCUGAGUGCUUCGAAAAUAUUCUUGAGCGAAUCCAUCUGCACAUCGUGGCGAACACGGGCUCCGAAGUCUGCACUUCCAAAUCCUGCAUCACACACCAGAAGUUUGCCAUGACGUUGUACGAACAGUUUGUGUGCCGAAGCUGUGGGGCCUCUUCCGAUCCUCUUCCUUUCACUGAGUUGGUGCAUUAUGUCUCGACAACAGCACUCUGCCAACAGGUGGAGAGAAUCCUGGAGAAGAGUGAUAGGCUGAGAGCUGACAUGUUUGGGGAACUCUUACAGGCAGCAAACACCAUGGGCGACCUCCGCAACUGUCCUAGCAACUGUGGCCAAAGUAUUAAGAUUCGCCGUGUGCUCAUGAACUGCCCAGAAAUAGUCACCAUUGGGUUUGUAUGGGAUGCCGAGCAAUCCGACCUCACAGAAGAUGUCAUCAGGUCACUAGGUCCACACCUAAACCUCUCGGGGCUUUUCUACCGGGUAACAGAUGAGAAUGCAAAACGAUGUGACCUUCAUCUGGUGGGAAUGAUAUGCUACUCCAGUCGACACUACUCUGCCUUCGCCUAUCACAGCAAGUCUUCCAAAUGGGUUUUUUUCGAUGAUGCAACAGUAAAAGAGAUUGGAUCCAAGUGGAAAGAUGUAGCCUCCAAGUGCAUGCGUGGCCAUUUCCAGCCUCUGCUGCUGUUCUAUGCCAACCCAGAUGGGAGCGCCGUCUCUAACGAGGAUGCCCCUAGACAGACCACUAUGUGGUCCCGCUUUAAGUCUCCCAUCAACGGCGAAGUUUCAGUGACUGACAGUUCUCAUUCAGGGUCAAAGAAGCUUGAAGGAGUGAGGGACAGUGCUCCUGGCCGCUCGGGACAGAGCUCACACAAGUCCACCACACUCCCAGCACCUAACUCAGGCUACAGCAGAUUAAAAGCUGCUCCAGGUAGUCCCGGUGUGUUCCGUGAGUCUUCCAGAGAGACGUUCCCCAGAGUAGGGGACUUGAGGAAGGAGGGUGAAAGGACGCACCGUAGACCUGACUCUCUACAGCACCGAGACAUGACAUAUCCCAGAGCCACAUCACCCCCAGAGAAUGGCCUGCGUCCUCAGGCAGACCAGCGGAUGCGUUCAUCUCAAGGCAGGGCCUCCAUGCGGCAGGACCGUCCUUCUCCCCACUCGCAGCGUUCACCUCAGGAGAGCCACCCUCACCCUCACCCCCACCCCCAUCCCCACCCCGCCUCCUCUGGGGGGGCUUCUCGCCGGCAGGAGACCCGCGAGUCGGACCAGCAGCAGGAGCGUCCUGGAGGAGGAGGAGGAGGUGGAAGUGGUGGAGGUGGAGGAGGUGGGAAAUCUCGUUCUUCAUCCUGGCGACCGGUGCGCGAGGUCUUGAAUGUGGACAGUGUGCUGAAUGAGCUGGAGCGAAGGCAGCAGGACAGCCCACGCUGCGCUCGCUCCAUGGCACAGCAGAGGGCGCCGCUGACGGAGCGCAAGCAGAAAGGCCUGAUGACCAUCUACGAGGACGAGAGCCGCCACGACAGCGAGAGCCGCAGCUCUCAGGACUCUCAGCAGCGUGCGACGCGGUCCAAGGGGGGUGCAACCGUACCCCUGCGAGCUGACAACUGGACCAUCCAGCGCACUGAGUCAGGCUACGAGAGCAGCGACAGGCUCAGCAGUGGCUCCACCAACCCCGACUCACCAGGCGUGGAGAACUUAACUGGGAAGGAGCUGAAGUUGGCACAGGAGGCACCUCUGCUCAGGGGCCAGGUUCACCACAACAGAGUCGAGGCGAAGAACGACCCGGCCCGCUCUCCGCUAUACCACAGUAAACAUCUGCUGAAAUCUCAGGGAAAGAAUUCAGAUCAUCUGGUGAAAUGCAGUCCCAGUUCCAGAAGGAAGCUCAGAUAUACAUCCAGCAGCUCUAAGAAAGCUGCUACAUUAGAAAGGGAUCCCAUGCCCUCCAAUUCUAGGCAUGAUCAGGAGGAUUUGUCACAGCGGGGCCGGUGUGCAGACAGCCCACCGCUGAGACACCUGGGUAAAGUGAGCAGCUCUGAGUGCAACAGCUCUGAUGACUUAACCAACCCGCUGUCAGAGCAAGAGGACAGUGCGUAUCGCUCCAGCACAAGUGAGACAGCUCCAGCGGAGUCCCCUCGCCCUCCCCGCACCCCUGCCACUCAGCUAUCGUCCCCCCGUCAAGAGUCUCCGUUGGCGACAACAACGCCGACCCGCGCCAAGCAAGCAGUGGCGGCCGCUCGUCCAGGGGACGGGCGCACACCUCCUUUUCGACCGCGCCUGCUCCAGGAGCCCUCUCAGACUAGCCCGCGGCCAACCACCCGCAGUGCUCCCAACUCCAUCUCUCCCUCCACUUCACACUGGAGAUCCGAGCCUGGUGGCACCCGCACGCCCUCUUCAGACGUGAGCUCCAAGUCUGGCUCUGAUCAGGAGCGGAGUGACGGGGGAGCGGGCGAGGGGGAGGAGAGGGGCCGCGGCUCUGACCGCAGCAGCAGCAGCUCGGGGGGCGGUGGCAGUGGCGGUGGCAGUGGCGGCUCCCAGGGGCCAGGCGUGGCACUCACAACGUAUUUCUCGGUGGACAACUGCAUGACAGACACCUACCGGCUGAAGUACCACCACCAGAGGCCCCUGCUACUGUCUGUCACUGAGCCCAGGCCUGCGGCGAGAGGAGGAGCAGGAGGAGGCGCAGGAGGAGGAGGAGGAGGAGGAGGAGAGCCACACCGGGACAACGGGGGACACCCCGGCGAGACACAGGGCACCUCAGAGCACGGCAGGAGCAGAGCUGACCUGGGCUAUGCAAGCAGUAAGCCCACAGCAAAAUGGAACCCUGUGACUCCAAAAGGACUGGAUGAGCAUGGCUUUUUGUGAUGAAUGUUGCCGUAUUGGAUCUAAUAUGGAUGGGAAAUCUUGAGAUGGAUGCCAAAGAAAACUUGUGGGAAAUAGAUCCUAAAACCUCAAAUAAAAGGAACAUUGCCAAAUCAUAAACCUGGUUGUUGUGUACAUAUAAUGAAUCUAUGUAAGCCAUAAAUGUAGUGGAAGCUGAAUGAGCCCUCCUCUGUUCCACUCUGGUGUGACGUCGAUUCCUCAGACAUCCACCAGAUGUCAGUAUGCACCUUUACUUCUUGCACCUAUACUAUUCUCUUUGCUUGCUAACAUGGUUGGCCAAUUUCUAUGCUUUAACUGACGUGGUACAAAUAACGUACGAAAUACCCUUGCAUCAGGCGCAUCUAAAAGAUGGGCCCAAAUAUUGUUUGAUCCCUCAAGCUUUACCGUUACGUUGUAUUUUCUUUCAAUGUGGAGUUUGUACAUACUUGUCAGAUGUUUAUUUAUGGAGUGCCUUUUCAAGUUUUUUCAUGAAUAGAUAUGAUUCAUGACUCAUGAACAAUGUUGUAAAAUGAUGUCCACUUAUAUAUUUUUGGAGAUGCCU